GCAUUUGUUACCAUGGAAACAGACAAACAUCUCCAAGUUUAAGAUGAUGUCGCUGACGGGCUUUAAACCAAAAAGUUUACUGUGAAACAGGUAACGUUGAUAGCAAAAACCGACGGCCAUGAGACUAUCUGGUUCCUCGACUUCAAGGAGCAGCUCUUUGACGUGCCGGUACCGCAGAAGAGCCCCCACCUCACAGGUGGACGAAAAUCUGUUUGGGAGCCCAAACCCGAUAUCAUCAGACAAAUGUGGGAAUCCAGUGUCCAAGGCCAAGGUUAAGUCCCAGAAGAACCAAGCAGAAGAGUCUGUUCAAAUCAUCACCAAAGACCUAAUUCGUAAUCUCAGGAUCCCAGGGACAGAUCCUUCAGGAGAGUCCAUCAUUCUUCCAUCAGCUGAGUUUGAGCGGAUUACCUCGGCAGCCCAGGUCCUCACCAAGGAGGAGAAGGAGGCCUUGAAGGAGGCUUAUCAGAAGAAGAAAGAAGAGGAAAUUAAAACUGCAGAUGAAAGGAAGCAUCAACUUUAUGUGGCAGACCUGUCCCGUCAAGAGAACCAUGCACUGACUGAGCUGGAGCUAGAGGCCCGGGACCGUGUGCAGCACUUGGUGGAACGGGCCAGUGCCUUGAGGAUGGAGCAAGAGGAGGAAGUCAAAAAGCUCAACAAGCUGAUCCUGGGUGCUCAGUGUCAAGCCACACGUGACGCCCAGAUCCAGGAGAAGAAACAGAUCCAGAUGGAGAUGUUAGAGGAGGAGAAGCGUCUGGAUGCCAUGAUGGAGGUGGAGCGCCGCAAGGCCUUGGAGACUGUUGAGCAGAUUGCUGAGCUGCACAAACAGCAGAGGAUCAGUGGAAUGCAGCAAAUUUAUGACCAGAUCCAGCAACGUCUGGAGGAGAAGCACCUGCAAGAUGAGCUGAAAGCGCAGGAGAGAGAGCAUUUACUAGAGAGCCAGGAGCGAAUGAACCUGGAAGACCUCAAGGCUCUGGAGAAGAAGAAGGAAGAGCUACAGCAUCUGCAGGAGGAGAUCAUGCGCAUCAAUGCUGAGACUGUGCGAGCCAAGGAGCAGAGGCGAGAGGAGGAGAAGCUGGCUGACAUGAGAGAUAUGGAAUACAUCCAAAAAAAGCUGGAGCGGGAGGCUGAAUAUGAAGCAGAGCAGAGACGAAUAAAGAAGGAGAAAGAGUUGGAGAUCGCAAGGCUAAGGGCCCGGCAAGAAAGAGCGAAAGACUACAAGGCAGAGCAGGAUGAGCUCCGUGCUCGGAGGAACCAAGAAAUUGCAGACAGACAAUGGAGGAGAAAAGAGAAAGAGCUGGCUGCAAAGAGAGCGCAGGAGCAAGCGAUGCUGAAGGCGUAUCGGUUGGAGCAGGUUCACCAUAAAGAGAAACUGCUGUCGAUUGAGGCUGGCCGGGAGAAGGCCACGUUUGAAAGUGUGUUGAAAGUGCAACAGGAAGCAAUAAUCAAACAGAAGGAGGAGGAGGAGAAGCAGCGUCAGAAAGCGCUCCAUUACUCAGACGCCAUCCGGCAGCAGAUGAAGGAACGUGAACUCUCAGCCAUAGCCAAGCGCAGAGAAACCUUUGAGGAAGCAGACAGACUGAUCGAGGAAGCCCGGCAGAGACGUGUGCGCCUCGAAGAAAUCAAGGAGAAGAAACUGAAGGAGCUGAAGGCUACAGGGCUCUCUGAAAAAUACUGCAGCGAAGUGGAGCGGAAGGUGCGGACCAGCGUACUCUGAGCCACUCCAUCACAUUUUACAGGAUCUCAUUAAAGAACGAAAAACGUUUAAAGUUUAACCUAAAUAAGAAUGUACCAGUAGAUUUCUUUGGCACUUUGUUCUACGAACAGCCGAUCAAUGGAAUGUGCACAUUUUAGUAGUUGAUGCUCUGUGUCGAAGCACUGGGUGUGGGGGGGAAAAAUGACCAGAAUAAAGCAAUUUGUUGAGACAUUUCUAGUUUCUCGCACAAACUGACUCCAUAGGAGACUUCUGUACAAUUUUUACUUUUUAUUUAGGCUAGUAUUUCCCUUUCAGUUAAGUCAUAUUCUUCCACUUAUCACUGACAGAUCCCCUUUAUUAUUAAUAUGUAUGAGAACAAAAAGGAAUUCAACUGAUGUUAGGAUGACACUACACACAGCUCAAAGCAGGUAAGGAAGUUAAGUACAUCAAGGUAAAUACAAGCUCUUAUUUCAGACCUUUCUUGACAAAGAACUGGAUGUACUGAGAGUCAAUUUCUUCAUCAUAACCAUCUAAACAUAACCUAAUGUUCAUGGAUCUAAUCAAGCUGUCAUUUAGAUGCCCAAGGUCCCACCAGCCUGUCUUCUGCCUCCUUCUUAACUUUAACACUGGAGGAAAUAGGACAGGGGAGUGGACGACGACAGAUGGGUGGGGUCUCUGUCAAAACAUUUUUGAGUCCAUCAUGUUCACGUCUGUACACGUGAACAAAAAACAAAAUCCAAACACACACACACACACACACACGGUAAUGGUGACUGAGGGAAACACCACAACACCUGGCAUACAUGGACCUCAGCAUGAGGAUUCAGAGUAAAUACACACACACGGUACGGUUAGGGGAUCUGGGGGCUUGGUAGCUGUGGUCCCGUCCUUGCACAUACACAGUCUCUCACACAAGCACUGUACACAGCACAAGAGGUCACCUAAAUACAUGGAGCCAACGAAGGAGCACUAACAUCUAGGAGGGUGGACUACCAGUCCGUUACAAGCUGAGAGGCCGUUGAAACUUCUUCAGACCAUCAGAUCACACUCACUCACACACAAACACACCCUCAUUCACACAGUGACCCACAUCUGUAUGCAUUUAAAACUCCAUAAAGCUACACGCCUGCGCAGAAUAUACUAUUAUACUUAGUGCUGCUAGCUAUAGCCAUUGAAAUGGCAAUAUAUGUUCAAAUAUUAUGUAACCUUUUUCUCCUCAGAAUAUACAAC
Molecule: messenger RNA, 2923 nt
Organism: Monopterus albus (swamp eel)
Lineage: Eukaryota; Metazoa; Chordata; Actinopteri; Synbranchiformes; Synbranchidae
Gene: cfap45
Product: cilia and flagella associated protein 45
Exons: 12
Coding region: 119-1714 (531 amino acids)
Source: RefSeq, a predicted model, not a curated record